AGUUUUUCCAAAAAAGUUUUUGUUUAUUAAGAUUUUUUGGAAUAUUGGAAAGCCAAUUCUUUUUCUUUUACUAAGUGAUUAGAUUGAGUUAAAUAUAUUGAAAAUAAUGAGUGCUAUUGGCACAUGUUUAAAAGAUUAAUUUUUAAAUUAGUUAUCAAAACUGUUUUUAGAAAUAAUGUUUUCUUCAAAAAAUAAAUGUAUGGCAACACUGCAAACAACUUAAAUGGAUGAUCAAAGUGAGAAUUCCUUGGACAGGCAAAUCGACGAUAAUGAUGGAAGCAAGCCUGAAAAAAUGUUUACCUUAAAAAAGUGGAAUGCAGUUGCUAUGUGGAGUUGGGAUGUUGAAUGUGACAUUUGUGCAAUUUGCCGUGUACAAGUUAUGGAUGCUUGCCUUCGUUGUCAGGCGGAAAACAAACGUGAUGUUUUAGGCCGCCAGGAUUGCGUUGUGGUAUGGGGUGAAUGCAAUCACUCGUUCCAUCAUUGCUGCAUGUCGCUCUGGGUAAAACAAAAUAAUCGUUGUCCCCUGUGCCAACAAGAAUGGUCUAUACAAAGAAUGGGCAAAUAAUACUCAUCAUAUUGCUUCAUUACAUGUUUAAUAUAAUCAUUAUAAAAUAAACAGAAAUAUAUAGAUCUUGCCUGCUCCACUGUAACAAUAAAA
Molecule: messenger RNA, 658 nt
Organism: Lucilia sericata (common green bottle fly)
Lineage: Eukaryota; Metazoa; Arthropoda; Insecta; Diptera; Calliphoridae
Gene: Roc2
Product: RING-box protein 2
Exons: 3
Coding region: 224-565 (113 amino acids)
Biological process (GO): ubiquitin-dependent protein catabolic process; protein ubiquitination
Cellular component (GO): nucleus; Cul5-RING ubiquitin ligase complex
Molecular function (GO): zinc ion binding; cullin family protein binding; ubiquitin protein ligase activity
Source: RefSeq, a predicted model, not a curated record